GAAUGCACUGUUGAGCAGACAAAAAGAUUCGCGUUAGAUACAUUUUAAAGUGGAUUUCUGUAAUCAGCCAUGGAAGAACUCACGGCGUUCGUGUCGAAAUCAUUCGAUCAGAAAAGCAAGGAGAGCAGCAAAGAGAGCAUCACGUACAGGGAAGUUUUGGAGAGUGGUUUAGCCCGAGCCAGAGAGCUGGGAAACUCGGAGACCAACCUUCAGGAGAUUACAGAAACCAACAACAACCAUUGUCCGGUACACCUUUACAAGGAGCACGUAGAGCUGGAAAAGGAGAAACUGAAGGAGUUUAACGUGACACGGUCUACUGACGGAAUUUAUGACUGCAAAGACAAGAAGGAGGACGUGAAAUCAGAGGACGAGGAUGCACAGAGUAAACUGAAGCAGAGACGGAGCAGGACAAAUUUUACCUUAGAGCAGCUGAAUGAACUGGAGCGCUUAUUUGAUGAGACGCAUUACCCAGACGCCUUCAUGCGCGAGGAGUUGAGUCAGAGGCUGGGGCUGUCAGAGGCCCGCGUGCAGGUAUGGUUUCAGAACAGAAGAGCGAAAUGCCGAAAACAGGAAAAUCAAAUGCACAAAGGUGUUAUUUUGGGCACUGCGAGUCACCUGGACGCGUGCAGGGUCGCUCCUUACGUCAAUAUGGGCGCACUCAGAAUGCCAUUUCAACAGGUCCAAGCUCAGCUACAGUUGGAAGGGGUCGGAACACACUCCCAUCCUCACCUGCACCCACACCUCGCAGCCCACGCUCCCUAUCUGAUGUUCCCGCCCCCACCCUUUGGAUUACCAAUCGCGUCGCUGGCAGACUCGGCCUCUGCGGCGGCCGCCGUGGUAGCAGCUGCCAAGAGCAAUAGCAAGAACUCCAGCAUCGCUGACCUGCGACUCAAGGCAAGAAAACACGCCGAGGCGCUGGGACUCUGACCCCCAUGGGCUUCUCUGCUGCUCUGAACUGAUAAUUGCUUCUAACACAAGACUAAGCCUGUGAAAAGGCCGUGACACUCACAGUUAAAACAAAACAAAAUAAAAACAAAAGAGAAAAAAAAGGGGUGUAAGGGGAGAGAAUGAGAGCGAGAGAGAGAGAGAAAAAAAAAGUCACAAAAAACCAGCUGCCAAAACAAACCACUUGUAGAGAAAGGUAAUUAAAUACCAAUGAAUCACCUUUUACUUUUCGCCCAACAGGCAGGACUUCUUGGAGGCCACUGGCUCAGCCCUUUCCAGGCACAGAUCACAGCCCCAGGACCAUACAAAAAUGUCUGGAUGUCUGUCUGAGAACCAGCGUUUAGGAGAGAAGACUUUUAAAAAAAAGCAAAAG
Molecule: messenger RNA, 1318 nt
Organism: Carassius auratus (goldfish)
Lineage: Eukaryota; Metazoa; Chordata; Actinopteri; Cypriniformes; Cyprinidae
Product: short stature homeobox protein
Exons: 5
Coding region: 70-927 (285 amino acids)
Biological process (GO): regulation of transcription by RNA polymerase II
Cellular component (GO): nucleus
Molecular function (GO): DNA-binding transcription factor activity, RNA polymerase II-specific; sequence-specific double-stranded DNA binding
Source: RefSeq, a predicted model, not a curated record